Molecule: messenger RNA, 8134 nt
Organism: Belonocnema kinseyi
Lineage: Eukaryota; Metazoa; Arthropoda; Insecta; Hymenoptera; Cynipidae
Gene: ctrip
Product: E3 ubiquitin-protein ligase TRIP12
Exons: 17
Coding region: 165-6323 (2052 amino acids)
Biological process (GO): regulation of double-strand break repair; proteasome-mediated ubiquitin-dependent protein catabolic process; protein polyubiquitination
Cellular component (GO): nuclear speck
Molecular function (GO): ubiquitin protein ligase activity; zinc ion binding
Source: RefSeq, a predicted model, not a curated record
CCAGCCAGCGACCAACCAACUAACUCUCCCAGUUGGUUUAUGUACUUGGUAACAAGCUGGUUUUUCGUCGUGUACAGCAGUGCGCGAGAUUUUUCCUCGCGACUCGCGAUGCUCAAAGCAUGUUUUUCCGUUCAGGCAGAAUAGUGACAUGAGUAGAUUGAUCUAUGGCAGAUCAACAAGAUCAGUCGUCGUCUGGGGGGUCUGUAGAGAAGACCAGUGCUUCAGCAGACACCUCUAAAUUAAGGGGGAAAAGCUCUAGCAGUGGCAGCAGUGGGUAUAGAAAGCGACACAACAGUGGUGCCAUCCCAGUUACGCUCGAAGAAAAACGUCGCAAGCAGUCCAUUGAGGAACCACAGUCCCUACAACUUCUUCCAGCAGCCUCAUCCAGUUCACCUUCAUUGCAACGAAGAUCUGUUGAUUCUGCAAAGGGUGAAUAUCGUCCACGGGGCGAGCGUAAAGGUCAUGGCACUGGCUUAGGAUUAUUAUUAGAUUCAGACUGGAGACAGCGACAGAAGUCGCAACAAGUGAACACAAUUGGUGGAAAUACUGUGAGGAUUCGAACUAGUGGGACCAAGAGUAGUUCGUCUGAUUUGAAUUUAUCGGUUGAUUGCGUAGCCUCAAGGACGAGAUCUCGUGCACCUGCUGCAAGCGCUCAAUUUUCAUCGAAAGUAGCCGUUGUCACCGAAUUACCCCUUCCCCACAGUAUCAGCAAUAGAAAAAUAACUCAAACCAACAAUAAUUUGGUUCCAUCAUCAAGCACCACCUCCGUUCCCAAUCACCCAUCUACGUCCAAAGGCAGAGGAAGUAAAACUCAAAGUGGAAGUGGUGGUAGUAGUGGCUGUUUGAACGGCAGUACGAGUAGUCAAGCUUUUGGUGUGAAGUCAAGCAUCAGAGUGGGUAACGCAGCCAGCAACUCUGUGGAGAGUAGUGGGGGGGCGUUGGCACAUGAGGGGGCAGGCACCAGUGGCACAACAGCUACAUCCACUGGCAAUACGUCUGUGUCUGCCGCCACUGCCAACCCUACACUCUCAAAUUCUACGCACAAACAUUUGCUGCGUUCCAGGGUCAAACUUUCAGCCGACCAGUCAAAGGACUGGCCAUCCAAGGCUUCCGGAAAACAUCACAAGAAAGAUUCAUCGUCUAGUUCCUGUUCCAGCUCUAGACAUCGUUCAUCGUCACGAGCACGAAAAGCAGCUGCCGAAACUGCUUCCGGAGGAGGAGGUACUUUAAUUCCAGGAGGUGAAGUUGUUUCGAAUAGCACAAGCGCGACCUCGGUUUCAUCUUCAGCCCCCAGCAGUCAAUUGACAUCCAGCACAACUGGAGAAGAAUCAGCAUCGACUGCUAAUCCCGCUACUGCAAGUGGAGGCCCAUCUGGUAUGUCAGCAACCACAGGGGACAGCGAAAGCGACGAUGGCGAAGUUGGAAGACUCCAAGCACUGCUCGAAGCAAGAGGCCUGCCACCUCACGUAUUCGGAGCUCUCGGACCUCGAAUGCAGCAUCUGCUCAACAGAAGUAUGGGUGCAAGUUCUGCUGCAAAAGCACAACAACUCUUGGCUGGAUUGCAAGCUGUGGACGAUGAGGGAGAACAGCUCCAAGCAGUCAUAGGAAUGGGAGAAAUUCUUGUCAUGGGAAACGAAGACACCCUGCCAGGAUUUCCAGUGAAACAAGUCGUUGCCGCUCUAAUAAAUCUUCUUGGAAUAGAGCACAAUUUCGUCAUAAUGACCCACGCCUGUCGUGCAUUGACCUACAUGAUGGAAGCCCUUCCCCGAUCUUCUACAGUCGUUGUUGAUGCCGUGCCAGUUUUCCUGCAAAAACUGGAGUCGAUCGAGUGCAUGGACGUUGCUGAACAAUGUCUCACCGCCCUCGCAAUGUUGUCCCGAAGACACAGUAAAACAAUCCUUCAUGCUGGCGGUGUCUCCGCGUGUCUGAAGUUUGUUGACUUCUUCAACAUCACAGCGCAACGAGCCGCUUUGACAAUUACCGCCAAUUGUUGUCAAAAUCUCCACCCCGACGAUUUUCAUCUCGUCGCCGAAAGUCUCUCCCUCCUCACGAGCCGACUUGCAAAUCAGGAUAAGAAAAGUGUCGAGUGCGUGUGCCAGGCCUUCAGUAGAUUGGUCGACAGUUUCCAGCACGACCCGGUGAUGCUUCACAAAAUCGUGAAUGCAGAACUCUUGCAGAAUCUACAGCAGUUGCUCAUGAUCACUCCACCAGUCAACAGCAUUGGCAACUUUAUCACUGUUCUCAGAAUGCUCUCGGCGAUUUCCAAUCGCUGUCCAGACCUAGCGCAAUUACUUCUUCAGCAAAAUAUUGCAUUCACCUUGAGUUAUCUUCUGACUGGUUCCCUUGAAGUGAAAACCGAGGACGUGGAACUCGUUCCCCGAUCGCCACAAGAAUGGUUCGAGAUCACUUGUCUCAUCGAGGAGCUGAUGCCGCCUUUGCCGACCGACGGGAUCUUCAGUGUAAAUAGUUUACUCGAGAGGACGAGUAGCCAGCAGGAAACUGUCCACUGGGAGUGGCGAGACGAGCGUCACUGCUGUCAUCCUUUCAGCACGAUCGACUCCCGAAUUAUAGAGAUGGCCUUCCAGAAUGGGGAAGAUGAGAUCUGUCUGUCGACCCUGGGACGCACUUACACGAUAGAUUUGACUGUGAUGAAACAAAUUAACGAGGAUAUGGGAAUGGCGAGGAGCAUAUUCCGGAGAGUCAAUACCAAUCCGACAGAGGGAAAAAGUCCAACUUGUUCAUCGAGUAUGGAUGUAGUGCCGCCUGUGAUCGAAACAAACGAGUGGCUCGUGUCCUUCAUUCGAACCCUGUUUUCCGUGUUGUAUGAGGUUUACAGCAGUUCGGCGGGACCUGCGGUCAAGCAUAAAUGUUUGCGAGCUUUGCUUCGAAUGGUUUACUACGCGUCGACUGAUCUUCUCAAGGAGGUUCUGAAGAAUCAGGUUGUGUCGUCUCAUAUUGCGGGAAUGCUUGCUUCGCAAGAUUUGAGAAUUGUGAUUGGAGCAUUGCAAAUGGCGAGUAUCCUGAUGAAGAGACUGCCACAUGUCUUUGGAGUUCACUUUCAUCGGGAGGGCGUUCUUCAUCAAGUUCGACAAUUGGCUGAUCCAGAAAUUCCGCUUGGUGUUUCGCCGCCCAAGUGCUCUUCUAGUACAUCAUUGCCGAGUCCUCAACCAGGUCCGUCGAACAUUCCGCUCUCGGCCACACCAAUCUCUUCUAGUAGCGCCACUUCUCCAAUCGCAUCUCCAACAACUAAUGGAAAUAUUCUAUUUGGAACUAUCGCUACGAGUCAAUUAAAACCAAAUCUUACUGCCACAAUGGAAACUCGCAGCCGGACUGAUUUGAGCGUCAGCAUUGACGAUUCCAACACACCACCAAAUGCACAUUUAAGAAUUGGAGAUGUUUUAAAGAGGAAAAGGCAGAACAAGAAAGGCCGUUUCUCGAGAUUGGGAAGUGGAACUCCACAGCAGCCCCAGCAGCCCGAGUCCCUCUUCACUGGAUUUACCCCGAAGAACAGUCGUUUCUUGGGGAAUCUGAAUCCAGCGAGAUGGGGAAAGAAAUCGGCUUCGUCGAGUUCUAGCAGUGAUAAACGGGAUUCGAGUUCGUCCACUAGUUUAGCAAAGCCUCCAAGCAAUCCAAGUUUAACGGGAGGAAAUCGGGAUAAAGCGAAAGCCUGGGUUAGAGAACAAGCUUCGCAAUUUUUAGCUAGAUAUCAAGACGACGCUCCCUGUACGCAUCCAGCUUUAACUGUUCUUGCCAGACUCACUUCUGCGAUUCAGCGUCUUCAAUCUAAUGAUUUGGAUGAGAGUUUCUUAGCGUUGACGGAACUACGUGAUAUUGUCUUGGAAAGUGAUAUAUCCCCUUUCGAGAUGAACUUCAGUGGGCUGAUAAAGGCUUUGUUAAACUACCUCACAACCACCGAUGCACCUGGAAAUAGAUACGAUCGACUUCGUAUGUUCUGGAAAUUAUUUUCCGAGUCUACUAUGCAACAAGAUAGCAAUCUGAUGGACAUACACGCUGGAGCGUUUGGUGCUUUGGUUUUGAAAUUGAAUAGCUGUGUUGCACAAUUGGAACAGUUUCCGGUUAAGGUCCAUGAUUUACCAGCUGGUUCUGGGGCUGGAAGGGGCAGUGUAAGCGCUCUUAAAUUCUUCAAUACACAUCAGCUAAAGUGCAAUCUUGUUCGUCAUCCUGACUGUAAUAGUAUGAAACAGUGUAAAGGUGGUCCUGUGAAAGUAGAUCCACUCGCUCUCGUGCAGACUAUAGAACAUUAUCUGAUGUUGCCUAAGUGCGAGAAGAUAAGGGAUGCUGAGUCCAUGGCUAGUGAGGAAGAAAAUAGUGAAGAAGAUGCAGAUGAUCGUUUGCCGGGCGUGAAUCAAAACUCAGGAAAGCACAAAAUUGAAUUGCUAAUCGGCAACGAGGUUCUGCCUUUCGACAUGACUGUUUAUCAAGCAGUGAGACAAUUUGGUUGUGCUGGAAACGAUCAUUCCGAAGCUGAUGCUGACAGCGAACCCCCUCUUGGCCAAGACAUUGUUUGGGUGCAAACGCACACUAUUUACUAUAGACGCAUAACCAAGGAUGAUAAUUCCACCUCGCCGAAACCUGGAUCCAGUUCUCAGUUGAGUAGUCGGAAAGGAAAAGGGAAGAGCACAAAAAUUAGCUCGAAGAGAAAAGAAGACAGUCUUUGGCAGGACGGAAAUAUACCCGCACAAAAAUGUCCUCUUGCUCCUUAUCUUUCCCCGACUUUACCAUCUCUAGUGAAUAUUUCAGACGCAUCAUUGGACGGGCUUUGCCUUCUGCGACUUCUGCAUGCUUUAAAUAGACACUGGGCAGUGCUUUUCCCACAUUUGAAAAGCAUUAGUCCUCUAUCAUCGCAGGAGUUUAUCAACAACAAGAUCGCGGCAAAGGCGAGUCGACAACUUCAAGAUCCUCUUGUGAUUGUCACUGGAAGCUUGCCUUCCUGGCUGCAACAGAUCGCUACCGUCUGUCCAUUCCUCUUCCCUUUCGACACGAGGCAACUCUUACUGUACGUAACAUCUUUCGAUCGAGACCGUGCUCUUCAGCGCCUCCUGGAUUCGGCUCCCGAAAUCACUGGACCCGAUAGUCAAGAAAGAGUCACGCCACGUUUACAGAGGAACAAGAAGAGGAUAUCAAGAAACGAAAUUUUAAAGGAAGCUGAAAGAAUUGUUCAGGAAGUCUCGUCGAGUAAAGCUCUUCUGGAAGUGGAAUAUGAAAACGAGGUCGGAUCUGGUUUGGGACCAACUCUGGAAUUCUACGCUCUCGUGUCCCGAGAUUUGCAACGCGCUGAUCUCGAAUUGUGGCACGGAAGCUCGAGUCCAACUCUCGAUGGCUAUAUCAACAAUCCCCAUGGCCUUUCAGCUGCCCCGAUUCCAUGGAAUACGAGGGUUUCGCAACUUGCCAAGUUAAAAACGAAAUUCAAGUUCCUUGGAAAGUUUACAGCGAAGGCGAUUUACGACUCGAGAAUGUUGGACUUGCCAUUCAGUUUAACGUUCUACCGCUGGCUGCUGGGAGAAGAAUACUCGUUGAGUUUGUCAGAUCUCGCCUACGUUGAUCCAGAUGUUCAUCGGUCGUUGAACAAAUUGCAGGAAGUUGUCAGGCGGAAAGAAGCGAUCGAGCGAGAUCAAACUUUGAGACCACACGAGAAAGCUCAGAUGAUUGAACUUCUCGAUAUGGAUGGAUGUCGGAUUUCGGAUCUAGGACUUGUCUUUGAAUUGCCUGGGUAUGAAAACAUCGAGCUGAGAAAAGGCGGAGGCGAAAUCCCGGUUACUAUUCACACCUUGGAUCAGUAUAUCAAGCUUGUUGUGCACUGGUUCCUUUAUGAAGGAGUCUUCAAGCAGAUGGAGGCAUUCCGCGAAGGUUUCGAGUCAGUUUUCCCGAUUGGACACUUGAAGCUCUUCUUUCCGGAGGAACUUGAAGCGGUAUUUUGUGGACAUGUGCAAACUGGAGGUCGCUGGGAUGUCAGAACUUUACAGGAAUGCUGCCGAACUGAUCAUGGAUAUACUCCAGAUUCAAGAGCAAUUCAGUUCCUGUUUGAAGUGAUGUCAGAGUACAAUAGCGAGGAGCAGAGACAGUUUAUCCAGUUUGUUACUGGAUCUCCAAGACUGCCUGUCGGUGGAUUUAAGAGCUUGACACCGCCGUUGACGAUAGUGCGGAAGACACUAGACCCCACGAUGAGAGCAGACGACUUCCUGCCUUCCGUGAUGACUUGUGUGAACUACCUGAAACUGCCAGACUACACGACCCUGCGGAUAAUGCGAGACAAACUGCGGAUAGCAUCUCAUGAGGGUCAACACUCGUUCCACCUCUCCUAGAAACAGAAGACACAUCAGACCCAUCUUCUUCGCUUACUUCUUCUCCGCUGUUUGAGACCGGCAGGUCUCGUCCGAUCUAAACUCCAAAUCCUCAAUCCGACCCCCCCAUGUAAACCCUCAAGAAGAAAGAAAGAAAGCAAAAACAAAUAAAUUCCCCUUCUAAAGAAACAUGAAAUCACGGAAGAACUUGUGAAAUCUUGAGUCACAAGCAGACAAUUUCCCAUACACUCUUGAUUCUCUCAUCAUUUCAACCGAAUAAAUUCUAGUUUGAUGUCGACUACUUUUCACGUGUACCGAUUUCGAUUUGGGUCGCGUUUAAGGGUUCGCGAUAUAACCGGAUGAUCUUGACCUUACAAAAAAAAAAGUUGAAUGUGCUUUGUCGCAGUGGUCUGGUAAUUUGUCUUCGGUGUUAGAGUAACGGAGGCAGAACGAGAAACAACUGUAAAUACAUAGAAUUAUGUCGAGGCAGUUUAAUAAUUGAUAAUAACGCAAGUCUAUAUAAUUAUAUAAAUACUUUAUAUUAUAUUAGUAUCGAAAUCAGUACUCCUCUAGAUUCUAGAGACACCGAGUAACGACUAAACUAUGAAGCGAGAGGGCGUUUACCGUAGCUAUAAGUAAAGUUUUAUAUCAGCGAUGCAUCUUGUCGCGUCGCCACGUGUCGCUAGGAUUCUCGCCUCAACAAAUCGGAGGAGGCCGCGAAGCGCUCACGCUAAAUGUGCGCGCCCAUCACACAUCGAGAGAAAUAGAAAGAGGGAGAUAGAGAGAGAGGCAUAGGUCGACAUGACAAAUCCAAAACUUCUAUAAUAUUAACGAUAACGAUAAUAGCUACGGUUAUUUUUCUUUUCCCAUAAUUUUUUUUGUCGUCUAAUGGAUCUCUUGUGUUCGUUGUUUCGCGUCAAGGCGCGAUUCAAGUCAUGCGGCACUUCUACGUUAUCAUUUUAAUCGAUGUACCAUGUUCAAUUAUUAUUAUUAUUAUUAUUAUUAUUUGAUAUUUCUAUUGGUAGGUAAGGAUAGUCCAAUUAUUUCUUAGUUAAGGGUGCGGCCAACAUCAUUAGACUAAAUCACAAGAUUUCGGGGAAUUUUUCAUGUUUUUGUCCCAAGAGAUCCAUCGAUUUUCAAAUUUAUUUUAGUUCGGAUACAAUGUUUAUCAUAUCAAUGGGCUCUGUUAGAUUAGAUGAUAAGAUUAAAAAUCUUUUUCGGCUCUUCGCAAUUCUGACAGCUUAAUUGUAUCCGAGAAAGUAUUGUGAUUUAGUCUUCGCGCCUAGUGUUAUUUUCGAAGGUCUUUUUCUUGAGAUCUUUUUCUAGACUAUAUUUCUAGAGUAUCUUUCUCUAGAUGUUUUUUUUUUGUUUCUAGAUCCAUUUUUCUAGAUUUCUAAUUCUAAAGUUUAAUUCUGGAGUUUUGUUUUUAGAUUUUUUUCUUCUCGAAGAGAGUUGGUUCCUCCCUGAAUGAAUUUAGUCUAAUGAUGUGCGACGGUGUUUAUUACAUUUGGCAAUGUUAAUAGAAAGAAACAAUAUGUUAUCCUGUAGGCGUUACAAAACUGGAUAUAUUAUUAUUUUUAUCAUGCUCGGAAAAAAAUGGAGUUGAACCACUGCAUUAAAACAGCGGCAACCGAUGGGGCAGAAUGAAUACAAGGGAAGUUUUAGGAGUGCAUCUUUGAUCUUAGAAUUCGAUCUGGACCCGCGACAUAUUCGUAUUAUAAACAAAGUUAUAUUUAUAUCGUCUUAAUAGCAUAAAUGAAGUUGAUUUCACUCGAUUGAAAAAAAAACUUUGUUUCUUUGAAAGUCCGUAAAUAAAUGCAGUCGUAAGAAAA